Messenger RNA from Xylaria bambusicola, 2126 nucleotides. Its product is annotated as major facilitator superfamily domain-containing protein. Gene Ontology annotation, biological process: dipeptide transport; tripeptide transport; allantoate transport. The record is from RefSeq and is a predicted model, not a curated record. Gene Ontology annotation, molecular function: allantoate transmembrane transporter activity; dipeptide transmembrane transporter activity. The coding region runs from base 298 to 1908 and encodes 536 amino acids. Gene Ontology annotation, cellular component: plasma membrane. The transcript is spliced from 2 exons. NCBI's taxonomy places the organism in Eukaryota, Fungi, Ascomycota, Sordariomycetes, Xylariales, Xylariaceae.
AUGUGACCUUAGAAAAUGGUGAAUGUACGGUGAAUGUACGUGAAAGUAAAGUGCUGAAUUUCGUAUUAUUCAUUUCCUGACAUGAGAGGAGUACAAUUCAUGUCUGAGAUGAGCGCAAGCUCCACUCCGUCUACAGGGAUCCUGCUUAUCUACACGCCACGGUGAAGAUCUACUUGGACCCGUCAUCGGAGGUUGGAAUGCACAGAUAGAGAUCACAGCAAGAUCACAUGGCAGCUAAUGUUACAUAGUUCGGUCUAGAUACAGGAGGCGCAUGUGGAUACACCAAACGCCCGCAUCAUGGCAGAUAGCGCUGAGCAAGAAGUCGGCUCUCGACUCUCGACUGACAGCACAACGGGUCUCCUUCCUUCCUCUUUGCAUUCGGCUUCGCAAGGUGCGGAAAUGGGAAAUGGUCACGGAAACGAAGAAGCAGGCCAGCAGCAAGGAGGAGGCGGGAUAGACGAUGCUAGAAUCGUUCGCCGCAUCGACGCCCACAUGCUGCCCCUCCUCUUCGUCACCUACAUGUUCAACUUCAUGGACAAAACCAUUCUAUCCUCGGCCUCGGUCUUCGGCCUGCGCGAAGACAACGGCCUCGAGGACAACCAGUACUCCUGGGUCUCGAGCGCCUUCUACUUCGGAUACCUCGUCGCGACGUACCCCGCGACCCUCCUCGUUGCUCGCCUCCCUGUGGCCCGCUACCUGGGCGCCAACACGCUCUUCUGGGGCGCGGUGGUAGCGCUCACGGCUGUUUCGCAUAGUUUUGGCGCGUUGUUUGUUUUGCGGUUCCUGCUCGGCGUCGCUGAGGCCUCGGUGUCGCCCGCCCUCGUCUUCAUCACGAGCACUUGGUACACGCGCGACGAGAUCCCCACGAGAACGGGGAUUUGGUUCGCGGGGAACUCGGUCGGCGGGAUCGUCUCGUCGCUUCUUGCGUACGGUCUUGGCCACGUUCGUGACCACAUCGGGCCUUGGCGCUGGAUGUUCAUCGUCCUCGGCGCGUCGACGUUUCUCCUCGGAGCAGUCCUAUUGCUGUUUCUACCGAAUUCUAUUGCCAAUGCGAAGUUCCUUAGCCCCAAGGAGAGGAAGUGGGCGGUCGAUCGCGUCGUCGUCGCGGGACUUGGAUCUACGGCGAAGACGAGCUGGCAAUGGAAGCAGAUGCGUGAGUGUCUCAUCGAUCCGAAGACUUGGAUCAUAUGGUCCUUGGCCCUGCUCUGUCAGAUCCCGAAUGGCGGUACACAAAACUUUGCCAAUAUCGUCAUCAAAUCGUUCGGUUUCUCGUCUCUUCAGUCGACGCUGAUCAAUAUCCCGUACUCAUUUCUUAGCAUUGCAGCCAUUUCGGGAACGGGCUGGGUAGCUGGGCGUUUUCGAUCCUUAAACUGCAUCUUGAUCGCCCUAGUCGUGCUUCCGCCCAUCGUCGGGUCUGCGCUCAUUUCCACCCGCGCAGCUAUCCCUCAUGGCGUUUCACUCUUUGGAUAUUUCCUCCUCGCCACGGGGCCCGCGGCCCUCCCGCUUCUCUUGUCCCUUGUGCAGUCUAACUUCCGUGGCGUCACCAAGAAAAUGACUAUGACGGCCCUGUUGUUUAUUGCCUAUUGUGCGGGAAAUAUCGCCGGCCCACAGCUCUUCAUCAACGCCGAGGCGCCGACCUACGACACCGCGUUCCGCGCUAUCUUGAUUUGUUAUUCGCUUGUUGUGGGAUUCGCUUUGGGGCUAAGGGCUUAUUUGGCCUUUGUAAAUAGGCUGAGGCGGAGAAGGGAGGGUGUUGAGGGGAGUGAUGGAGCCUCAGGCGCUGUGGCUGAUGGCAAAGUCGUCGAUCUUAGGCAUGGACAUGGCGCCGUUGGGGAGCUAAGAUUACGGCCUGGGGACUAUGAGGAUGUUACCGAUUGGGAUACUUUUGGUUUCCGAUACAGACUCUAGUUGUCAACCAUUUGUGAAGAUCUUCAUCGAGUCUCAUCAUAGUGCUCUGGUGUUCAGGUUAUGUCGUGAUAUUCAACUUCAGAGCUACGUCUAGAGAUAUGCCUAUGAGGCGAUAAUCGCCCGUAACCUUGCAGUUACUCAUGCCUAUAGUCUUAGGUUUGGUCAUCAACCACGGUCAUACCACAAGAAAAGAAGUGUAUCUGUGUCUCUUGUACAAU